Molecule: messenger RNA, 3515 nt
Organism: Cuscuta campestris
Lineage: Eukaryota; Viridiplantae; Streptophyta; Magnoliopsida; Solanales; Convolvulaceae
Source: the annotation of a GenBank genome assembly
GGAAGAUCGCGCUAGGGUUUUUAACGGCAGAUUUCAAUCGGAUCAAAGAUGGGGGAAUCACCGGCGAUUAUUCCAUGAGGAUUAUUGGAGAGGCCCUCGAAGUCUGUACAGAUCCAAUCCACACCUAGGAGAAGCAAUUUGGUGUCACAGUGGUAUUCAGAAUUCGCGAGGAAUCCGCAGAGACAAGAGACAUCAGAGACGUUUUGGUACAUGGCCGGAGAACAAUUUCUUCAGACAUUAGAGGAACCGGACUCAUCGCUGGGACAGGGAUGAACACAGUCAGUUGUUCUACAAAGGGAGGCAACCUACUAGUAUCCCUGGUUUUCAAACUGAGGGUAGGCGAUGGCACUCUCGCACAAAUCAACGAAUCAAAUGCAUAGAUCAGAAAAGGAAUUCUGAAAGUCUUCAGGGAGGAGACAGUGGGUUUCCAAGACAGAGAAAGGAAACGCUGGCCCUGAGGACAGUAAGGAUGCAGUUUUUGAUGCUUAUGUUUGUCCAUUCUCAGGUAAUUCCGGCCUAUUCUCGGUUAAGAUUGAAAGUAAAAGGUAUGACUUUCGUUUCGAUGGUGAACUUAACAUCUCAGAAUGCAAAAAUGGGAUAGUGCGUACAGUGUCUUUAUCAUUAAUCUUGGUUUCAUGGAUGAUUGAGAGUUUAGAGCAAUUGUUAUGGGUAGAGGGAAAUUGGUCACUGUGUAGAUUUGAUACCAGUGACUGUUUGAAGAUCAACUGGCUCAAGAACACAAAUGGGGAUUUUAUUAAACUUGAAUCAAUAUUUAAGGGGGUUAGGUCCACAAUUUGUAUUCCAACAGGUCGAAGACACUCGAACUUAACUGUUUUCAUUAAGGCAGUCCAAACGGCUAUAGCUUCCAUUACUCAUGAUUUGGAGAAUAGAUCACUCGAAUGCAAGGAAGAGCAACCAAAUAGUCAAAUAGUGGAAGAUAUUAUAGUUUCUGGUCACACUGCAAUUCCAAGCAAAGAGGAGACUUCUAGUACCCAGCAUUAACUAGAUAUUCUAGACGGUCAAGAUGGUUUGGAAGCAGUUGCAGGUACCAUGCGUUCAGUAGAGCCUUUCCGCUUGAACUCCGAUGAACAACUUAUUGUAGAUGGUCAGCUUAAGAUAGCUCCGGAAGUGCAGGACCCAUGUCUGGAUGAACCUAUUCUAACAGAGAUUAAUUUAUUAAUGAUCGAUGAAAUAGAAGAUGAAUCGGCAAGAGGUGAUCUACAAAAAGAAUAUGAGCUUCUUUUUCCUUUGUUUGAACAACAUAUUAGUGAUGAUUUUGAGAAAGCUCUUUGGGUCAUUAAAGAAGCAAUUCGCUUCCCUUUCGUCAAGGAGAAGAUUUAGAAGGGCCUCGUUAAGACACUAGAGGGUAAGGCACUCAAACCUACAAGGGAUGCUAUGAAGAGUGCGCAAUCCAUUCGGGCAAUUAAGUUGAGAGGUACACGACAUCCGGUUCUGUUGUGCUGUGCAAACAUCGACGAACCAAUAAUAAGGACCAUGUGUGGUCACCUCAUUGACUAUGAGUGAUCGGGAGGAUAUCUUGGGAUCAUUGAGCCUCAUAGACUUCCUGCUUCCCUUUACCUUCCCUUUGUUUUUGGCUAUUCUUGUUAUUUUAAUUGUUGGAAUCAGGUGGAGGUACUGUCCUAUACGACUGCUGGUUCUUUGUUGAUGUACAGGUUUUAUUAUUCUUAGGGAGUGGCAUAUCGUUGGUCUUCUCUAUCCACGGACGUGGAGGUCAGAUUUAUAAGGCUAUUUACAUUUUGGUUUGUGCUAGUGAGGAUUCAAUAUGGCUAAAGUAUCAAUGUCCUUUGGUGGUUGAGUUAGAGGAUAAGUGUAGACUCAUUGUGUUGGCAUGGGGUUUAUACAUUGCUGAAUCAAUGGAGACAUUCAAAGAGGUUAGGCGUAUUGGAGCAUGCUAGGGGUACACUCCAUUUGUCCCCCAUCUCCUUCUCCACCACCUAUUUUUAUUUAAUUUUUAUUUAUUUAAUUUUUUUUUUUUGAAGUUUUUACCCAUUUAUGUGGUGGAGGAGGGGAUGAGAGACAAAUGGGGUACACCUUUGGUGUACCUUAGCAUUUUUUGAAAAUGAAUCAUUUGGUCAUAAGAUAAAAGAUUGUCAUCCACACUAUCCAAAAGUAUAAUGCGUGGUCACUAAUGGCCUUCUUUCAUAAAUCAUACGGAGUUUUGAAGGCAAGCUGCCCCUCAAUAAUGUUGGGUAACUUCCCUGAAAGGAAGAUUUUGGUGAUUGAAUUCCAAAAAAGCUAAAGCAUUUCCAAUCAGUGACAAAGGAAGUCGGCGACUUCCUUUGAGAAAAAAAAGAAAUUACGUGUUCCCAAUCCCUUCUCCCAUUAUUCCAUCCUUUCUUCCCUAUUUUAUUUAAACCAUUCAACCUCUUUUAAAAUUCAACCAUUAAAUUACCCUACCCCUUUCCCCUUUUCACACAUUCCAACCUCUUUUCAAAUUCAAACACUCUCCUCCCCUUUCCAACACAUUAUCUUUAAUUUAUACCUUUUAAAUUUCUUCCUUAUUCAAAUCAUCUAAAUUUUAUCAUAAUUCACAACACAACACAUCUCCAUUCUACUCUCAAUUGAAAGGUAUGUUUCAUUACAAUAUGCCCUGAAACGCGCAAUCAUUGACGCGAUGUUCAUCGACCACUCCGUAAUGAGGGAGACGAGCCAUAUGGCGCACGGUCGUAUGGACUCCGUACAAUUUGGCACUCCUAGCAUCCAGGAUUUUCAAAAACACAUGGAAGAAAUCAAAAGUAUAAAUGAGACCGCAUAUGCUUGGCUUGCAAAAAUUCAACCUGAAUUUUGGACGCUUAGUCAUGAUGGCGGUCAUCGAUGUGGGAUACUUACUACCAACAGUUCAGAGAGCUUCAAUAACAUGUUGAAGGGUUGUCGGAUGCUACCUGUAACUGCUAUUGUCACAAUGUCGUAUAAUAAACUCAUUGAUCAGUUCGAGACACGACGUAAAGAAUGUUUUGCAUGGCAGAGGAAAAAUUGUUUAUUUACUCCUAAAAUCACAAAGAUUUUUCAGAAGCGCGAAAAAGAUAAACAACUUUUUCAAGCUGUGCAUUACGGGGGGCAAGAAUAUGUGGUAAGCAGAACAUCGAGGUCUAAUCUAGGUAACAUCUAUAGCUUUUUAGUGGAUUUGGGAAGAAAAACAUGUACUUGCGGACAGUGGAGCAGCGAUGGUAUUCCAUGUGUGCAUGUUCACGGACUGUAUCAUUCUUUUCGACAGUUGGCUGACGACGAAAUCUCUUCAAUGUAUUCAGUUGAACAAUAUAUGAGAUGUUACAAUGUACACAUCAACCCUGUGCUUUUCCUGCAACAAUCAGUUUACGGGAAUUUACGUAUUCUACCUCCAGUUAGGCCCGCUGAAAAAAUUUCUCGGUCUGGUCGUCGACAGCGAAAUCGAUUCUUGGGAGAGAUGGACAGAGUUGCAAGGCAUCAAAACUGAAUUCUCACAUUUCUUGGGAGAGAUGGAGAGAGUUGCAAGUCAUUAAAAAUCAUUUGUUUUU